This is a messenger RNA of Drosophila obscura, 846 nucleotides long. RefSeq lists its product as uncharacterized. The transcript has 3 exons. The coding region runs from base 1 to 846 and encodes 281 amino acids. NCBI's taxonomy places the organism in Eukaryota, Metazoa, Arthropoda, Insecta, Diptera, Drosophilidae. The record is from RefSeq and is a predicted model, not a curated record.
AUGUGGCUGGUGCAGAUAUUGUACUUUGUGGGCCUGCUGACGGUCUUUCUGCUGCUCGGCUACUGCGGCGAAAGUGUCAACGGAGACUUCUAUGGCAAUGCGAGUGCGAGUGCGAGGCUGCUGCGCUUCCGGGACUUUGAGCCCCGCCAGCCAGGGGACUUCCACUUGGGCGAGGCCUUCGCGGAGGAGGUGGACUCGGGCGUGGGUCGGCAGGGUCGCGGCUUUCACUUUCAGGCCAGCGACGAGGAUGUCAGCGUGGAGCUGGAGUUCAUCGUGCCAUUCGUUAGGGUGCCGGUGAAGCGCAGCAUGAGUCUGGCCCGGGACGCCGUGCAGAACCUCCUGAACCUGCGCACGGGAACGCUGCUCAACACGGCGGUUGUGGUGGCUGCGGGAGCCGUAAUCGCAGCCGUGGUGCGCCUUCUCCUGGCUCCGCUGGUGGUCACGUCGCUGGGCAACGGCAACGGCAACGGCAACGGAUACAGCUACAGAUCGGAUCACACCACCAGAGGCAUGCGCAGCCUAACGAAUGUGGUGGAGUCCCACCUGGAGGAGCACAACAUCGACAUGUCCGCCUGUGUGCAGCGCUACAUCUGCCAGUACCUGCAGCACAAUAUCUCCUCCAGCUAUGCGCGGCUUCUUCACUUGCUCGCCAGCUCUCCCUGGCUGGACUCCCUCACCAGGGGCACUGCAGUUCUGCACGCCAUCCAAACGGCACAGAGCAGUGGCAGUCGGACCUGUGGCAGCACCUACGCCAGAUGCAGACUCCCCCGAGGGUGGGGAAAGCCCCAGAACUCCCCCUGGACAGCGCGCACGUUGCCCAAAGUCCUGCAGUACUUCAAUGGAUGA